CGGUCAUACUGUUGUUUACCUCCAUGCAUGCCGAAUAAAUAGCGAAAUUACGUGAUAAUUGUAUUUGAAAGCUGACUAAAAUCGCUGCUGCCAUGGAAGCCAAGCCCGUGCUAGCGCCUCAGCCACGUCCCCGUGCCAUGGCGGAGCCGCUGCACAUCCAGCGCUUGGAGGCGGCCCUGAACAUGCGGCCCUUCAUGAACAUGGCCAAAAGAACCUUGCGGAAGCCACUAAGUAGCAACGAGGAAACUGACGACGAGCAUGUGGUCAAAAGGGAACAGGAUGUACAGGACUCAGACGACUCCUCCACCGUUGGCGUGGUCCGAAUGAAGCAGUCCAGUAAGCGGAAGAGUCGUCUGUUGGCUAGCAAGGAAGAGCGACAAAGUGUGAAAGCACAACUUUAUAACUUCAACGAUCUGACCAGCGAUCGGGAGUGGCUAUACGAUCUCCUCCUGAGCGACACGGAAAGCGAUGAUCCCACUAUCACUGAAGAUGAGUAUGUGCAGCAACUGCUGAGGGAGCACGUCCGAGAACAGCGUCAGCGGAAGAACUACUACAAAAAGGCCACGAACGCGCAGUAUGCAUACUAUGGCAGCGGCUUGCUGUCCAACCACGACAUCUUUGCCGAGCGUCAGCUGGCGACUGCAGGAGUGCGCAAAAGGCGUCGACGCACCAAACAGGAAAUACUUCUGGCCCGUUUGGCUGAGGCCCAAGCGGGACCAAAACCACCCAAACAGAGAAGGAGAGGCCGCAAGAAGCGAGAAAACCUGGGAUCACCAGAAUCCGGCGAGGUGCCUCCGUCAGAGCUGGGUAAAUAUACAUUUGGUGACACGCUGCCCAACAACGAAGACGAUGACGAAGAUGGUGGCGAGGUUGACUACAAAAGAGAACUUGCCAGCUUGGCGUUAGAUUACCCAGAGGAGGAAGAGAUCGAGGAGGAGGUAAAUGUGGAGGGCGGCACCGAGGGCCAAGUAACAAAAAUUCGGCGAAAGCGAAAGAACCCAGCGGCUUUGGCCGCUCGUCGUCGGCGCAUCUGGCAGAUCAUGUCUAAAAAGGAAUCCGGCAGACUGCAACGCAUCAAGAGUAAUAAUCACAAGGAGAUGCUGGCUAAUUGUAAAAGGGUGGCUGGCAUGUGCGCCAAAGUGGUGCGACAGCGUGCUAUCAAUUCCCAAAGGAUCAUGAAGGAAACUGUGUGGCGUGCAAAGCGACUUACCAGGGAAAUGCUUGCUUAUUGGAAGCGGUACGAACGCGUGGAGCGGGAUCAGCGACGCAAGCAAGAGAAAGAGGCGGAGGAACAGAGAAAACAGGACGUAGAACUUAUUGAGGUGAAACGCCAGCAGCGUAAACUCAACUUCCUGAUCACUCAAACCGAGCUGUAUGCCCACUUCAUGUCGAAGAAACUGGGCCAGGGCAGCGAAGAGGAUCAGCUACGCAUUCUUAGCCAAUUGGAUGAGGAGACCAAUGCCAGGUUGGCGGCUCAAGAUGACUAUGACGUAGGAGAGAUGAAACUUUUGGCUCAGGAGAAUGCCGAGGCAGCCAUGCAAAGAGAUCUUGACAAAACCAGGGCAUUUGAUGUCUUUGUAAAAAAGAAGGAGAAAGAGGAAGAGGAACAGAAGCAGGAAAGUGGGGAGGAUAUAAAACCAGAACCACGACCCGAGAUGAAGGACCUACCCCAACCCAAUAUGUUUAAGGGAACUCUCAAAGGUUACCAAAUCAAAGGCAUGACUUGGCUAGCAAACAUCUACGAUCAGGGAAUCAGUGGCAUUCUCGCAGAUGAGAUGGGGUUGGGAAAGACUGUCCAAUCGAUAGCUUUUCUUUGCCACAUAGCCGAGCACUACGGAGUGUGGGGUCCCUUUCUAAUAAUCUCACCUGCAUCUACCCUUCAUAAUUGGCAACAAGAGAUGUCUAGAUUUGUGCCCGACUUUAAGGUGGUACCAUAUUGGGGCUCACCUAGCGAACGUAAGAUCCUGCGUCAGUUUUGGGACCAAAAACAUUUACACACCCGCGAUGCCAGCUUUCAUGUGGUAAUUACUUCUUACCAGCUGGUGGUCAGCGAUUACAAGUAUUUCAACCGGAUCAAGUGGCAGUACAUGGUUUUAGAUGAGGCACAGGCCAUUAAAAGCGCCGCCUCGCAGCGUUGGAAGCUUUUACUGGGCUUCAGCUGUCGUAAUCGAUUGCUUCUCAGUGGCACUCCCAUCCAAAACAGCAUGGCAGAGCUAUGGGCACUGCUGCACUUUAUCAUGCCUACGUUGUUUGAUUCCCAUGAUGAGUUCAACGAGUGGUUCUCCAAAGAUAUUGAAUCGCAUGCAGAGAACAAAACGGGAAUUGAUGAGAAGCAAAUUUCCAGACUUCACAUGAUUCUGAAACCCUUUAUGUUGAGGCGGAUAAAGAAGGAUGUGGAGAACGAGCUGUCGGAUAAAAUUGAGAUCAUGGUCUAUUGCCCGCUGACCAUUCGUCAAAAGUUGCUUUACAGGGCGCUGAAGCAGAAGAUCUGCAUUGAGGAUCUGCUUCACCUGACCAGUGGAUCCACUACUACUUCAUCCUCUUCUUCGGCAUCAAAUCUGAUGAAUCUGGUCAUGCAAUUUCGCAAGGUAUGUAAUCAUCCUGAGCUGUUUGAGAGAAGGGACGCAAAAAGUCCGUUCUUCAUGCGAUGUGCGGAAUAUACUAUUCCCAGAUUGGUUCACGAGGAAGGACUUAUACACAGAAUGCUGCCAAGUCGAAAGCACUUGCUCUAUAACCGGUUCAAUAUAUUUAAAUCGGAAUACAUGCAAAGGUCUCUUUUUGAGGAUGUAAACGUGAAUAGUUGUUUUGGAUUUACCCGUCUUUGUGAUUUAUCUGUGGGAGAUAUGGUAGAAGUAACCUUGAAUGGACUGAUAGAUUUUCUUUUGCAUUAUCAAAGAGUUCUGGAGAAAUACCCACUACUGGCCUACCGUCGCUUUUGGUGGAAAAAGCAGCCGGACAGUAGAUAUCAACUGUUGGAGCCGAUGCUGGAAAACAAACUAGUUCUCGACUAUAUGCCACCAAAAAGUGUCCUUAAGAACUUCAUAUUCACAGCAAUGACCGCCAACGAAAGCAGCAUUUACGCCUUUGGCGAUUACUUUACGUACAACAUGCAGGAAACCAUCGAACACCGUGUAAUUCGGUCAAAGAUUCUUAAGGAAAAAACGUCGUUAAUUGAGGAGAUGGAGGACGCGUCUAAGCCAAAGCUGGAAAUCGAGUCUGUGGAGGUACAAACAAAGUCAAAUGCCAAAAGCGAUGUAAAGGUGACAACGUUGCUGCUGCUACCAGAGUUUCCGCAUCGCCCACGAAAACCGAGAAAAUAUCUAUGCGAACCGCUUUCCAUGCCACGACUACUUUAUGAUUUGGGACAGAAAGUUCAAGCUGUGCAUAGAUAUUUAUACUGCGACAGUCGGUCUGCAGCCUGGACUCAGAUUCGACACAAUCAGUGUGAGAACAACCAGGGCAGGGAGCUAGUCUCUAGUGGAUUGGCCGUGUGCAAGCCUCAUAGUGGAUGGUCCUCAAUUGUGGUGCCCGAUAAGGAAACCCUGAUUACCGACGCCGGCAAGCUUUUUGUUCUGGACACCUUGCUUACUCGACUAAAGGCGAAUGGACAUCGCGUACUCAUAUACUCGCAGAUGACCAAGAUGAUUGACCUGCUAGAGGAGUACAUGUGGCACCGCAAGCAUCGCUAUAUGCGCCUGGAUGGUUCAAGCAAGAUUUCCGCUCGUCGCGAUAUGGUUGCCGAUUUUCAAACGAGAGCAGAUAUCUUUGUGUUCUUAUUGUCAACGAGAGCCGGAGGUCUGGGAAUUAAUUUGACAGCCGCUGAUACGGUCAUCUUCUACGACUCGGACUGGAAUCCCACUGUCGAUCAACAGGCCAUGGAUCGGGCUCAUCGAUUGGGCCAAACGAAACAGGUGACUGUCUACCGACUGAUCUGCAAAGGAACCAUCGAGGAGCGAAUUCUGCAGAGGGCCCGAGAAAAAAGCGAGAUACAACGCAUGGUCAUAAGUGGCGGCAAUUUCAAACCCGACACACUCAAGCCCAAGGAAGUGGUUUCAUUGCUGUUGGAUGACGAGGAAAUUGAAAUGAAAUAUCGCCAGGAGGCCAAACUGCAGUCUUCUUCACCAAUUCCACCAGCUACCCAAAGCGAACGAAAAAGACGACAUCCCCAAAAGGAUGUAAAUAUGGGUGGCACCACCAUCGCGGCCACAUCGGUUACCCAAAACCCUGACGACGAUGUGCCCAGUUGCAGUUCGGCGGCAAAACGCCUAAAGCUGGAAUCUGAAGAGGACUUCAUCGACGUGGGCAUUACGUCAUCAGCCUCGAGUGUUGGCACGGACAGCAAUCAUCCCACUCUCAGCCAGGAAACGUAUGUGCCAGGAGCAACCUGUGUCCAGCAGAUGGAAAACGACUCCGAAAAUGAGGCUCUGGUGGUGGAUGGAGAUAGCCCCACGUUGCUGGGCCCAAACGAGUCCAUGAACUUCCUCGGCGACCUGAGCGGCAUUUCGCCGAUGCGGCGGCGGCACCACCCGCGCGGCACAAGACGCGGACGUCCCAGGGGCAGCUCGCGGCGCGGCGGCGGACACGGCUCGAUCCCGCGCGUGCUAACGCCGACGCAAGCGGCAACGCCAGCGGUACCGGCCUCGGCGACGCAGGCUGCGGCGGGAACAGGAACAGGAGCGGCAGCGGGAGCGGGAGCGUCUUCACCCCUGCAGCAACAGGAAGUAAGCGGCGGUGGCGACAGUGCCGGCGUCCCGCUAAACGAAGAAGAUUAUAGAACCAGUCCAUCCGGACAAUCGCCUGGCGUGUCCUGCAAACGCGGACCAGGACGACCUCGCUCCAAAACCGCCACACCCAUCAGCCGAGGAACCCGCGGCGCUCCCCGUGCCCGCCGACCCAUGGGUCCAUUGCUGGUACCUCUGGGCCGAAGUCCGGAUGCCACGCCGCCCAGCAGCAGUCCGGCCACAAGUCGGGCGCCCAGUCCAUCAACUGGAUCUCAUGGUGGCGGAGGUCCAGAGUAGUUCCCAAAAAAACUUAAUUGUAUUUGAAAGAUAAAAAAGAAAUAAAAAGAAGAAUUGCUGAUUAAAACAAUAGUGCAGCUCACAUUCAGUCUUCAGAAUAUAAAA
Molecule: messenger RNA, 5123 nt
Organism: Drosophila teissieri
Lineage: Eukaryota; Metazoa; Arthropoda; Insecta; Diptera; Drosophilidae
Gene: Ino80
Product: chromatin-remodeling ATPase INO80
Exons: 14
Coding region: 93-5018 (1641 amino acids)
Biological process (GO): DNA-templated transcription; chromatin remodeling; DNA repair
Cellular component (GO): Ino80 complex; nucleus
Molecular function (GO): ATP hydrolysis activity; ATP binding; ATP-dependent chromatin remodeler activity
Source: RefSeq, a predicted model, not a curated record